UUGGCUCGUAUCCACUGUCACUCAGCCUUCGUGGGUGGAGCGAGGCCGGGCAGGGGCGUGGCCGAGGGGGCUAGGGAGCCGCGCGUUCUCGCAGGGAAAGAGACAGAGAGAGUCACAGGCUGGGCGUACGCGUGGGCUGGGCGCGCGCAGCCGGCACGCGGGGAAAGUCCUGGGAGGCGCGGCGACCCGUGUGAUCCGUGUCGGGCCAUCCGCGCUACUGCAGGAGCCGAGCGCGGCCCAAAGCCUCCCCAGCAUCUGCGGCUGUUGUCCCCGGAGCACCGAGGAAGCCCCUUGGCGCCUCUCCAGUCCGGGUGGAGUGCGUGAUGGCCCCUCGCAAGAACGCCAAAGGCGGCGGCGGCGGCAACAGCAGCAGCAGCGGCGGCGGCGGCGGCUCCUCCGGCAGCAGCAGCACGGGCAGCAGCGGUGGCAGUAGUAGCUCAGGAGCUCGGAGAGAGACGAAGCAUGGAGGACACAAGAAUGGGAGGAAAGGAGGACUUUCGGGAAGCUCCUUUUUCACAUGGUUUAUGGUCAUUGCAUUGCUGGGAGUGUGGGCAUCUGUGGCUGUCGUGUGGUUUGAUCUUGUUGAUUAUGAGGAAGUCCUAGGAAAACUAGGAGUCUAUGAUGCUGAUGGUGAUGGAGACUUUGAUGUGGAUGAUGCCAAAGUUCUAUUAGGACUUAAAGAAAGAUCUGUUUCUGAGUCAACCUUCCCACCAGAGGAGGCUGAGACACACGAUGAGCCAGAGGAUCAGGCCCCUGUGGGGACAGAACCCCAGAAUAUUGAAGAUGAAAUAAAAGAACAGAUUCAGUCUCUUCUCCAUGAAACGGUACACACAGAUCAUGAUGACCUGCAGCUAGAAGCAGAUGGAGCAGCAGGAGAACCACAACCAGAGUAUGAUGAUGUCCUUACAGCAACUGAUAUAGAUGAUAGGGUGCAGAACCUGGAACCUGGAACAUUUUAUGAAGAAACUGAGGAUAGAUUCUCUGUAGAAGAGACAGUUUCACAAGACCAUCAUCAAGAUAUGGAAGAGAUGAUGUAUAACCAGGAAAUCCCAGUUCCCAGUGAGCCAGCUGCAGAUGAUGACAGACUGUCCCCUACCACAGAUGAUGUUCCAGCAUACCAAGAUGAACCAGGUUUGCAAGUGUUUAAAAUUGAAGAGAUUUUGGAAGAUCUAAUUGAUUGUGACAAGUGCCAGGCACUUAACGAAGGACAAGGUUGCAAGGACACUAGGCUUGUUUCUUUUGUAGCAGAGAAGACAAAGUCUAGAGCCUGUGUUAUAUAUGAACCUUCAGAAAAUGAAAAGAUAGAAAUUUCAGACAAUGUUAUAGAAGAUUCAAAUGUGGUUCAGGAAGAAGUAAGUGCCCUACCUGUGGAAGAAGAUCAACAGGAAGUACCACCAGAGACAAGUAGAAAGACAGAUGAUCCAGAACAAAAAGAAAAAGCUAAAAAAAAGAAGCCUAAACUUUUAAAUAAAUUUGAUAAGACUAUUAAACCUGCACUAGAUGCUGCAGAAAAACUACGUAAAAGGGGAAAAAUCGAGGAAGCAGUGACUGCAUUUGAAGAACUCGUACGCAAAUACCCUCAUAGUCCAAGAGCAAGAUAUGGAAAGGCACAGUGUGAAGAUGACCUAGCCGAGAAGAGGAGGAGCAAUGACAUUCUGCGCAGAGCCAUCGAGACCUACCAAGAGGUGGCCAGCCUGCCCGAUGUCCCCACUGACCUGGUGAAGCUGAGUUUGAAGCGGCGGUCAGAACGCCAGCAGUUUCUAGGUCACAUGAGAGGUUCCUUGCUUACCCUGCAGAGAUUAGUUCAACUUUUUCCCAUGGAUAUCUCCUUAAAGAACGACCUUGGAGUGGGCUACCUCUUGAUGGGGGACAAUGCCAGUGCCAAGAAGGUGUAUGAAGAGGUUCUGAAUCUGACACCCAACGAUGGUUUUGCUAAGGUGCAUUAUGGCUUCAUCCUGAAGGCACAAAACAAGAUCGCGGAGAGCAUCCCCUACUUAAAGGAAGGAAUAGAAUCUGGAGAACCUGGCACUGAUGAUGGGCGAUUUUAUUUCCACCUGGGGGAUGCCAUGCAGAGAGUCGGAAAUAAAGAGGCAUAUAAGUGGUACGAGCUUGGGCAUAAGAGGGGACAUUUUGCUUCUGUCUGGCAACGUUCUCUCUACAAUGUGAAUGGACUAAAAGCUCAGCCGUGGUGGACCCCCAAAGAAACGGGAUACACUGAAUUAGUAAAGUCUUUAGAAAGAAACUGGAAGUUAAUCCGUGAUGAAGGCCUUGCAGUGAUGGACACAACCAAGGGUCUUUUCCUGCCUGAAGAUGAAAAUCUGAGGGAGAAGGGUGACUGGAGCCAGUUCACACUGUGGCAGCAAGGAAGAAAAAAUGAAAAUGCCUGUAAAGGAGCUCCCAAAACCUGCUCUUUAUUAGAAAAGUUCCCAGAGACCACAGGAUGCCGGAGAGGACAGAUCAAAUAUUCCAUCAUGCACCCUGGAACCCAUGUGUGGCCACACACGGGACCCACAAACUGCAGGCUCCGAAUGCAUCUGGGCUUGGUGAUUCCCAAGGAAGGAUGCAAGAUCCGCUGUGCCAAUGAAACCAAGACAUGGGAAGAAGGCAAAGUGCUCAUUUUUGAUGACUCCUUUGAGCAUGAAGUAUGGCAGGAUGCCUCAUCUUUCCGGUUGAUAUUCAUCGUGGACGUGUGGCACCCUGAGCUGACACCCCAGCAGAAACGCAGCCUUCCUGCAAUUUAGCAGAAAUCUGUGCCUCUCAGCUUGAGAGAAGCUGCCCUUUUGGUUCUCUUUGGAUGUGGAGACAGAAGUUCAAACACCAUGGCUCUUAGUUCCCUUGUCUUCAUUCAGGAAGCUUGAAAAGUUUCAGCUGCACUUCAUUUAGACACCACCCUGCUGUGCAUCACCCAUGCUGCGAUGUCACUCUGUGACAGCUCUGAUCUGAUGCCAGUAUUUAAGUUGAACACUUGAUCGCUUCUGCCUUGCCAGCCAAAGAUACCUGUUUCCACACAGCAUAGGGUCCGAGUUAAUGUACAGCAUACAUAGAAACUGUGAAUGAAUUGCUUUAGUUUAUAAUUUUUCUAUGCAGUUAUAUUUUUCUAAGAAAGUUGAAUUAUUUUGCCAUCAAGAACCACUCACUACCUUCAUGCUGGCUUUAGGGACAAGCUGUGUAAAUACUUUACUGCUAGCUUUUGAAUGCCAACCUUCCUGACAAACUCAGACUUCUCUCUUACUUCUUUUUAGGAAAAGACCUUCAUGAGAGAGACUAUUUUAUGUUCUUAAUGCAGAAAGAAAACGUAGUGAUGCCAGUAUCUAUGAACUGUACCAGCUUUUAUGGUAUAAAAAUGCCACCUAUACAAUUUUUUUUUAGUGAAAAGUAUUAGUUUUGGGAGGGCGUAUAAAAUUUGUGGAAGUAAAAUUUGUGUCUUGGAAUUCAACAGAGCCUGUGACACAGAGCCUGGAAAUCUGCAGUGUCUUUGCCUGUGGGUAGAUUUAUGGGAGUGAUAAGAAGAGAGCCCUUUGCUCCUUGAGACCAUUUUCAUCACAAUUUUGUAAAUACGAUAAGAGCAGAGUAGAUGGUUCCCAAAUGUGCUAGGGUCUUUGUCUUGGGAGUAAAAAAGUCAAGAUUGCUUUCCUCUUUGAAAGGGUUUAAAGAGACUUCCAUCCCCCAGGCCUGAAGAACUGCUGCCAUGUAAUCACUGUUUUGAAAUAGCAAUUUAUACCCAUAUUUGCUUUUAAAUAUUACCUCUGGUGUAGAAAUAGCAGUUGAAAGUCAUCUUGCCUACCCAUUGUAAGUAUGAUGACCCAUUCAUUGAUUUAGCAAAGUCUUAAUGUAUUUGAUUUUGUAUUUUAUAAUUAAAGCUAACUUAAAGUGCUAGCUUUAAGAUUGUAAAGAUAUUCAUGCACUGAAUUUCAAGCCAAUCUGAACAACAAAGACAACAACAAAAAUGCUGCAGACAUGGCAUAUAGGUCACCAGAUUUCAUGCACAAGUAG
Dipodomys ordii (Ord's kangaroo rat) is the source of this 3993-nucleotide messenger RNA. It is a transcript of the gene Asph, whose product is annotated as aspartate beta-hydroxylase. Gene Ontology annotation, molecular function: peptidyl-aspartic acid 3-dioxygenase activity; protein binding. Gene Ontology annotation, biological process: peptidyl-aspartic acid hydroxylation. The record is from RefSeq and is a predicted model, not a curated record. Gene Ontology annotation, cellular component: membrane; endoplasmic reticulum. The transcript is spliced from 26 exons. Lineage: Eukaryota; Metazoa; Chordata; Mammalia; Rodentia; Heteromyidae. The coding region runs from base 324 to 2741 and encodes 805 amino acids.